UGGUUGGGGCGGGAAAUGUCACUCCCAGCAUGCCCCGCUGUCAUGCGCCGGCUGCUACCCCAGCCGGGCUGAUUGAGGGGUUGGGCUCCGGUAAGAUGGCGAUCUUCAGUGUGUAUGUGGUGAACAAGGCGGGCGGGCUCAUCUACCAGCUGGACAACCAGAACCCGCGCUCUGAGACGGAGAAGACGUUUAGCUAUCCCCUGGACCUGGUGCUCAAGGUGCACGACGAGCGGGUGCUGGUCUCCUUUGGCCAGCGGGACGGCAUCCGGGUUGGACACUCCGUGCUUUCCAUUAAUGGGAUUGAUGUGAAUGGCAGAAACACAGCAGAUGGAAAAGAGAUUGUGGAAUUCUGUGGGAACCCCUCCAACUAUCCCCUUUCCAUCCGGUUUGGUCGUCCCCGUCUGAGUUCCAAUGAGAAGCUCAUGCUGGCCUCCAUGUUUCACUCAUUAUUUGCUAUUGGAUCUCAGCUCUCCCCAGAACCGGGAAGUUCUGGCAUUGAAAUGCUGGAGACGGACACUUUCAAGCUGCACUGUUUUCAGACUCUGACAGGUAUAAAGUUCAUGGUAUUGUCAGACCCACGCCAGGCUGGCAUAGAUUCCUUACUACGCAAGAUCUAUGAACUGUAUUCUGACUACGCUCUGAAGAACCCAUUUUACUCCCUGGAAAUGCCAAUUAGGUGUGAACUCUUUGACCAAAACUUAAAGUCUGCUCUGGAGAUAGCAGAGAAAGCUGGAACGUUCGGCCCCAGCUCCUAGUCUUCUAUGAAAUCCAGUAUAUCUAUAGUAAAGGCUCACCAGAUGAGGGUGCUCUUCUGUGGGAACAUGAAUGGAAGCCGCUGCUGUCCUCACACUCGGCUCACCUCUCCCUCUCUCUUUGGCGGAAAUUCAGUUGUUUCUCCCCGUGGCCACCACUAGAUGGCGCACAAAGGAGCAAUUCAAUUGUUGCUCCAUUCGGGCGUGCCGUGCAGCGGGAAGACUUAUUUCAGCUCGCUGCCCCCCCAUGCUGGCGAGCUGAAAUGUGCAAUAAGUGACCCAUUUGGGAUGGCUAAGUGGCACUUUUAGUGAUUGCGUCCAUUAGUUUAGUCAGCUAAACCCGACACUAAUGGCACGAUAAUGGGCAUCAAUUGAAUAUUGCCCCUGCAAUCUCCCGUCAAUUUAGAUGGAAGAUCGGGCGGCGAUAUCAAUUGUAUGCUCCCCUUUAAGAGUAAUAAUUUGUGUUUUCUCCAUUGUAUAUAUUGUAAAAUUAGUAACUUAUAUUCCAUGUUUGAUAUUAAGCAAAUGUGGAAGGUGAUAAAGCAGGUUUUCUCUGGCAUGGUGUCCGCAACCUAAUUAAGCAAUCGCAUCUUCCAAAGCCUGAUAUAAUUGAGGGGUUGGGAGACCGCCGGCCACAUUACACCAGGAUACCGAAUGCAGAAUAGCCCGCCGGUUGGCAUGCCAACCAACAGGGACUGCUCCCACUCCUGGGUGUCCACGACAACCUGGGGGGGUCAACGAUCCUUCCUGGUGAUGAAACAUGAUUUGUAAUUACUGUGUUGCAGCUGAACAGAGGAACAAAUUGUACUCGCUCCAUUCUUCCGUGAGCUACCAACAUAACUAUGUCCAUCCAAUUAUCUAGGUUCAAUAUAGAUACAAAUCUUUAUUUGAAAGUUCACAGCGCAUUGGAAGCAAGUUACAAAGUGUAUACAGAUCAAGGCUCUGCAUAUUAUAUUUGUAUUGCAGUAGUCACAGUAUCAAUGAAAACCACCAAACAAUUGCACUGCGCGUGUUCUCUAGUGGGAAGCCCCGCUCAGCCUGAGCUGCACGUUUGGGCUCCCCAUAAAACAAAUCCAUGAUCACCUGGUGCCAGACAAGUUUUUCUGUAACCGUGGAAGAACAUUCUGUAUUGCUAGCUUGCUGUAUUUAAAUAAUUUAAUUUGUUUGGCUCUCUGUAAUCCUGUUAAAUAAAAAGGCCAAACGUUGAA
Molecule: messenger RNA, 1960 nt
Organism: Pseudophryne corroboree (corroboree frog)
Lineage: Eukaryota; Metazoa; Chordata; Amphibia; Anura; Myobatrachidae
Gene: TRAPPC4
Product: trafficking protein particle complex subunit 4
Exons: 5
Coding region: 30-755 (241 amino acids)
Biological process (GO): endoplasmic reticulum to Golgi vesicle-mediated transport
Cellular component (GO): TRAPP complex
Source: RefSeq, a predicted model, not a curated record